UUCCAAAAUCGCCAUGAACGCAAGCAAGCGGACUCCAGUCAAAUCGCUCCGCCCCUCCAAGGCGGCGGCGACGGCAGCGGCUGCCUCUGACCUGAAACCGAACCGGCCGGCCUUCGCCACUCCUCCAUCUCAUCAUAUCUACCACACGACCAGCAUCAUAUUCUUCGCCGUCUUCUUUUCCGUUGCCUAUUUCCUCCUCUAUCGUUGGAGAAAUAAGAUCCGAAACUCCCAACCACUUCACGUCGUCACACUUCCAGAGCUAGGCGCCGUUAUCUCUCUCGUAGCUUCCACCGUCUACCUUGUUGGUUUCAUCGGUGUAGAUUUCGUCCAUUCUCUCUUCACUGGAAAAUCUCCACAGAACAUCCAUUUAUGUGCUGCUGAGAGCGAAUCAAAGAAAAAGAUCACUAGGGUUGCGUUCAGAGAUGACUCCCUUGUACCUCAUCAUUCAUCUCCGGCAUCCGGAAAACCCGCUCCCGUUCUUGUCACGCCAGGAACGUCUGAGGAGAUAGUGAAGGCGGUUGUAGCCGGGACCAUUUCGUCUUACUCGCUUGAAUCGAAACUCCAGGACUGUAAACUUGCGGCGGCGAUUCGUCGUGAAGCGUUACAGAGAAUGACAGGGAAAUCGCUUGUGGGUAUGCCGUUGGAAGGGUUCGAUUAUGAAUCGAUUUUGGAUCAGUGCUGCGAAAUGCCAGUUGGGUACGUUCAGAUUCCGGUGGGAAUUGCGGGUCCUUUGCUGUUAAAUGGUAGGGAAUACUCAGUGCCGAUGGCGACCACGGAAGGGUGUUUAGUGGCUAGCACGAACAGGGGAUGCAAAGCCAUAUACUUGUCCGGCGGAGCGAGCAGCGUUUUGCUGAAAGACAGCAUGACGAGAGCUCCGGUGGUGAGAUUUCCGAGUGCUAAGAGAGCUGCUGAAGUAAAGUUCUUCUUGGAGGAUCCCAUGAAUUUUGACAACUUAGCCAUCGUUUUCAACAAAACAAGCAGAUUUGCCAGGCUAAAGGGUGUGAAAUGUGGAAUCGCUGGAAAAAAUCUGUACCCGAGAUUCAGCUGCAGCACGGGUGAUGCAAUGGGGAUGAACAUGGUCUCCAAGGGUGUUCAGAAUGUUCUAGACUAUCUUCAAGCUUAUUAUACAGACAUGGACGUUAUGGGCAUCUCUGGUAACUUCUGUUCGGAUAAGAAACCUGCUGCAGUGAACUGGAUAGAGGGUCGAGGGAAAUCAGUUGUUUGCGAAGCAGUAAUAAAGGAGGAAGUGGUAAAGAAGGUAUUGAAAACCAACGUGGCUAGUCUUGUCGAGCUAAACGUGCUAAAGAACUUAGCUGGGUCUGCCUUAGCAGGGUCUCUUGGUGGGUUCAAUGCCCAUUCAAGCAAUAUUGUUUCUGCACUAUUCUUAGCCACAGGACAAGACCCAGCUCAGAAUGUGGAAAGCUCAAACUGUAUUACAAUGAUGGAAGCUAUCAACGAUGGAACAGAUCUUCACAUCUCGGUCACCAUGCCAUCUAUUGAGGUUGGGACAGUUGGAGGAGGGACUCAAUUGGCAUCUCAAGCAGCUUGUUUGAACCUUCUUGGAGUGAAAGGUGCAAACCAAGAGAAUCCUGGCGCAAACGCCAGACAGUUGGCUAGUAUUGUGGCCGGAGCUGUUCUUGCCGGAGAGCUAUCUCUAAUGGCGGCGCUUGCCUCCGGUCAGCUUGUUAAAAGCCAUAUGAAAUAUAAUAGGUCUACAUCCAAUUCUAGCUAG
Messenger RNA from Impatiens glandulifera, 1732 nucleotides. RefSeq names its product 3-hydroxy-3-methylglutaryl-coenzyme A reductase 1-like. Gene Ontology annotation, molecular function: hydroxymethylglutaryl-CoA reductase (NADPH) activity; protein binding. Gene Ontology annotation, biological process: isoprenoid biosynthetic process; sterol biosynthetic process; coenzyme A metabolic process. Lineage: Eukaryota; Viridiplantae; Streptophyta; Magnoliopsida; Ericales; Balsaminaceae. The record is from RefSeq and is a predicted model, not a curated record. The transcript is spliced from 3 exons. Gene Ontology annotation, cellular component: peroxisomal membrane; endoplasmic reticulum membrane. The coding region runs from base 14 to 1732 and encodes 572 amino acids.